Molecule: messenger RNA, 915 nt
Organism: Sparassis crispa
Lineage: Eukaryota; Fungi; Basidiomycota; Agaricomycetes; Polyporales; Sparassidaceae
Exons: 4
Coding region: 1-915 (304 amino acids)
Source: RefSeq, a predicted model, not a curated record
AUGUUGCCUCCUCGUGGAUAUAUCUUUAUUGGCCUCAAUGUAGUCCGCAUCCUCAGUAUUGUCUCCUUGUUACUGGUAUUUGCCAGCAGCAUCUUCGUCAUCGUCAUCGACGUGGAGGCCGUGAACCGCUUCAUGGCGCUCCCCGCAGACCAAGUACCGGAUUGUGACUACGUACCAGGUAGCGACGUGCCAAACCAGCCCGCGGGCAUCUUUUGGGCGAUCCUCAACCGGCUCCUCAUCAUAUUCGAGGUGAUCGUGCUUAUAAUGUCCGAGAUCGGGUGGCCCGCAGCGUUCUUCGAAAGGUUCUUCCCCGUGCUCGGGCGCUCCUUUGGGCUCGGGUCCAUUGGUACCUUCCAGUGCCUCCUCGGCGCGGCGAUCCUCUCUCAUCACGUCGACGACUUCACCCUUGUCGCCGCGUUCUUCCUCUUUGCGCUUGGAUGCGUUAACAUCCUCGCAGGCCUCAUCUUCCGCGAGAAGGCCAAGUGGAAGCGCUCUAUCACCGAGUGGCGCAAUGAGCGUAAGGGCGUCCUCCCGAGGACCCUUGAACUCGCUCCGAAGUUCACGCGACCCUCGUCGACGUUCGUGUCAAACUUGUUCGGCAAGACAGGUAGGACCACAGAGACGACGGAGGACCCAGAGAAGAGAGGGUAUGGCUUCGGGAGGCAAGGCGAGAAGGCGGCGGCUCAUAACGGCUACGUGAUCAGCAGGCCCCUCGAGAGCAUGUCCCGCUAUGCCCCUGCUCCCCGCAACCAACACCCGCCAUCCCACCACUCCGUACAGUCAGACGACGCACGCUCCGAAGCAUCGGAGGACGAAUCUUCGCAUUACCCGAACACACCACAGACGACGUACGAUGCUCCGCAUUACCCUGUCCUAACAAAGUCGAUCUUCAAGUCGAGUAAUACCGCGCUUUGA